This is a messenger RNA of Exophiala dermatitidis NIH/UT8656, 2716 nucleotides long. RefSeq names its product tyrosine decarboxylase. Lineage: Eukaryota; Fungi; Ascomycota; Eurotiomycetes; Chaetothyriales; Herpotrichiellaceae. The transcript has a single exon. The record is from RefSeq and is a predicted model, not a curated record. Bases 563 to 2515 code for a protein of 650 amino acids. Gene Ontology annotation, biological process: carboxylic acid metabolic process. Gene Ontology annotation, molecular function: pyridoxal phosphate binding; carboxy-lyase activity.
AGAAUGCAGCAUUAUAGUACUCUAUGUUGGCGUCCGCCCGCUGGCAUGGAUCUGAUAGCGACAAUUUGGGGAGUAGGUGUGCAGGCUACUCAAGGCUCGAGACUGAACCUACAUUUCAGUACUACCUGUAUUACAGAAGUAGACCAGAACCUCACGUCGCAAAGGCUACUACUACCACCAAGGGAAAUAUAAUAAAUCCUCGACACUGACGCUGACACUGACACGGCAUCCACAACCGAGGUAAGGCAUCGAAGAACUAGAACAAUGCCGGUAUCCACCUUUCCAUCUUUCUGCCCGUCUGUCUCCCGGACCAUUGGACUCUAUGUAUACCGAUAGAGACUCAUACAGUACAUUUGAACGGACUUGAUAACUGGUCAUUGGUCUCAUGGAAUCGAUGUGCAGUACCUAAACUGUACCGCCCACACCACAACGACUGCUAGACUCACUGAAAAGAAAUCCGAGCUCUGAGUCAUAAGAUGAACUUGAAGAAGCAGCAUUAUUAAUUAAUAAUAAUAAACAACUCUCUCACGUCCACGCUGCUAUCGCCAUCGCCAUCGACAUCAUGGACAACAGCAAUCUCGCCACCAUCAUCUCGACACUCCAAACCAUCCUAGCCACGACUCCGCUUCUAGACCGUGACGGUGACCAUGACCGUGACCGGCGGGAUCUACGAGUCCUUCCUGUGGGAGGUAUUCCUGACCUGGAGACGCUUGAAGUACAAUCACGAGCACAGGCACACGCCAUCAGAACAGCUGCUAUCACAACUACUACGAGACAAUCGAACAACGAAACCGACAUCAGAAACGGGAAUGAUACCAAGUUCGACUCUCGUCUUCGGACGGAGUUCGAUCCGCUCACUCAGUUAGCAACCCAUCUCUCAACCGACAUCAUCCCGUUCCUAAACCUAUCAUCCCUCUCGCCAAACUAUUAUGGUUUCGUGACCGGUGGAGCCACACCAGCCGCGCUGCUCGGCGAUUUUUUGGCCUCUGUCUUCGACCAGUCUGUCCAGGUUCAUUUGCCGCAAGAAACGAUCGCGACGACGUUGGAAGUCGUCGCAUUGAAUCAGUUGGUCAGGUUGUUUCGGUUGCCUGAGGAGGAGUGGGGGAUCGGAGGGCGGCGAAGGUCGGAGACCGAGCCGGACACCAAGUCGAAGACCAAGACCGAGGCCGAGGCUGAGACUGACCAACAACGUGGUUUUACUACUACUCCUUCCACCACCACCACCACCACCAGAAGAAAUUUAGGCGGCGGUGGCACAUUCACAACAGGCGCCACAGCAAGUAACGUGCUCGGACUAGCCUUGGGUCGAGAAUACGUGCUUCGAAGGGCAGUCGAACUGAAGGGAGCACUCCCAGACGAUCCUGCUGUCGAAACUAACUACAGCUGUGGCGAACACGGCAUCGCCGAACUCAUGACCCAAGCGGGCGUGCGCAAGAUCCAAGUCCUCACCACACUGCCACACUCGAGUAUUGCCAAAGCAGCCAGCAUUGUGGGGAUCGGUAGGAAGAAUGUGGUUUCUAUAAAUAAUCCCAAGGAUCCGUUGCAGAUUGAUUUGGAGUUGCUCGAGAGCGAAGCUCGAAAGAUUCGUGACGAAAGUGGUGCAGGGGCAGUGCUGUCUAUUCUGGUGGUUUCGGCCGGAGAAGUCAAUACAGGUCGCUUCGCUACAGAUUCGCGGGAGACGAUGGUGCGUGUUCGCAGGAUCUGUGAUGAGUACGGGGUUUGGGUUCAUGUCGAUGGGGCGUUUGGGUUGUUUGGGCGGGUUUUGAAGGGUGACGAAGGCGAAGCCGAAGCCGAAGCUGCAGGAGCCGCCGCAACAGCAACAACCACCGCCGCCGCCGUCGACGACAACAGUGAUGCUGCUGAUAAAAUCGGAUAUUCUGACAUCAUCCGCGGAGUUGACGGUUUAGAACUCGCCGACUCCAUCACCUCCGACUGUCACAAAUUGCUCAAUGUCCCCUAUGACUGUGGAGUGUUUUUCACCCGCCACAAAACGCUCAGUGAGGCUGUCUUUGGCAACGGCAAUGCAGCCUACUUGACGAGCAUGGCCUCCGCCUCCUCCGAUCAAAUCCAGUCACCACUUAAUAUUGGAAUCGAAAAUUCAAGACGGUUCCGCGCCCUGCCUGUCUAUUGUACCCUUAUGGCGUAUGGAGUAGAAGGAUAUCGAGACAUAUUGAAGCGGCAGAUUGGGUUGGCGAGACGAGUGACGAGAUGGUUGCUUCAAGACGAAAGGUUCGAGGUUUUGCCCACCAGUGGCGAGGGUGAGAAUGACACUGCUGGACGAGAAAAAGAACUUCUGCGCAAGACAUUCAUGGUGGUCUUGUUUAGAGUCAGAGACAGGAACAAAAACAAAGACUUUGUGAAGAAUGUCAAUAAGACGGGGAAAAUAUAUUUGACUGGGACGGUGUGGGAGGGUGAACCUGCUGCUCGGAUCGCAGUGAGUAACUGGCAGGUCGAUGUCGAGAAAGAUACGAAGAAGAUUGUGGACACUUUUGAUCAAGUGCUGAAACAGAUCUGAUGAAUAACAAAAAAGUCGUCAAGACAUGAGUAAUAUAGCUUCAUUUGAUUGCAAUGCCUGAAGAAUUCAUGGUCGUGAAGAACGCUUCUGUACAAACAGAGCCGCUAGGUAAAGAAUCCAUCGUGACUGGAACACUCCUCUCGCCCGGCUUCCAUGAGAGGACUUGAUUAAAAUACAGCCCCGCCUAUGAUAAAUAUUCGC